Sarcophilus harrisii (Tasmanian devil) is the source of this 3630-nucleotide messenger RNA. It is a transcript of the gene OGDH, whose product is annotated as oxoglutarate dehydrogenase. Gene Ontology annotation, cellular component: mitochondrion; oxoglutarate dehydrogenase complex. The transcript is spliced from 24 exons. Gene Ontology annotation, biological process: tricarboxylic acid cycle. Gene Ontology annotation, molecular function: oxoglutarate dehydrogenase (succinyl-transferring) activity; thiamine pyrophosphate binding. The coding region runs from base 109 to 3216 and encodes 1035 amino acids. The record is from RefSeq and is a predicted model, not a curated record. NCBI's taxonomy places the organism in Eukaryota, Metazoa, Chordata, Mammalia, Dasyuromorphia, Dasyuridae.
GGGGCGGGGCGAAGGCGCUGGUAUUGCCGAGAGUGGGGGAGUUGGUACCUCAUUCCCGGGUGGAGCCGGAGCUGGAGACAGGAGCUCGUGUGAGGCUUCAGGACAAAAAUGUUUCAUUUACGGACUUGUGCUGCUAAAUUGAGGCCAUUGACGGCCUCACAGACUGUUAAGACACUUUCACAAAACAGGCCAGCAGCAGCUAGGACGUUUCAACAAAUUAGGUGCUAUGGUGCACCUGUGGCUGCUGAGCCCUUUUUGAGUGGGACUAGUUCAAAUUAUGUGGAGGAAAUGUACUAUGCUUGGUUGGAAAACCCCAAAAGUGUACAUAAGUCAUGGGACAUAUUCUUUCGAAAUGCCAAUGCUGGAGCCCCGCCUGGCACUGCCUACCAAAGCCCCCCACCCCUGAGUGGUGCCUUGUCAGCACUGACCCAAGCCCAAUCCUUGGUUCAUGCCCAGCCGAAUGUAGAUAAGCUUGUGGAAGACCAUCUUGCAGUUCAGUCUCUCAUCAGGGCAUAUCAGAUUCGAGGGCACCAUGUAGCACAGCUGGAUCCCCUGGGAAUUUUGGAUGCUGAUCUGGACUCCUCCGUUCCAGCUGAUAUUAUCUCAUCCACAGACAAACUUGAUCUCGCAGUUUUCCAGGAGCGACUCCGAAUGCUAACUGUAGGAGGGUUUUAUGGAUUGGACGAAUCGGACCUCGACAAGGUUUUCCACUUGCCCACUACUACUUUCAUUGGAGGAAAGGAGUCUGCCCUCCCACUCCGAGAGAUCAUUCGACGGCUAGAGAUGGCUUAUUGCCAACACAUUGGAGUGGAAUUCAUGUUUAUCAAUGACCUGGAGCAGUGCCAGUGGAUCAGACGGAAAUUUGAGACUCCAGGCAUCAUGCAGUUUACAAAUGAGGAGAAGCGUACUCUACUAGCAAGGCUGGUUCGCUCUACCAGGUUUGAAGAAUUCUUGCAGCGAAAAUGGUCAUCUGAGAAACGUUUUGGCUUAGAAGGUUGUGAAGUGUUGAUACCGGCCCUGAAGACUAUAAUUGACAAGUCAAGUGAAAAUGGAGUGGAUUAUGUGAUCAUGGGAAUGCCACACAGAGGGCGCCUGAAUGUGCUUGCAAAUGUGAUCAGGAAGGAACUGGAGCAGAUUUUCUGUCAAUUUGAUUCAAAAUUGGAGGCGGCUGAUGAGGGUUCUGGAGAUGUGAAGUAUCACUUGGGCAUGUAUCACCGGAGGAUUAACCGAGUAACAGACAGAAACAUCACGCUGUCCUUGGUGGCAAAUCCUUCUCACCUAGAGGCUGCUGAUCCAGUGGUUAUGGGAAAAACCAAAGCUGAACAAUUUUAUUGUGGGGAUACUGAAGGCAAGAAGGUGAUGUCCAUCCUUAUACAUGGAGAUGCUGCAUUUGCUGGGCAGGGUAUUGUAUAUGAGACAUUCCACUUGAGUGACCUUCCUUCCUAUACUACACAUGGCACUGUGCACGUGGUAGUUAACAAUCAGAUUGGCUUUACCACAGACCCUCGUAUGGCCCGUUCUUCUCCAUACCCUACUGAUGUGGCCCGAGUGGUAAAUGCACCAAUUUUCCAUGUGAAUGCCGAUGACCCUGAAGCAGUUAUGUAUGUGUGCAAUGUGGCUGCUGAGUGGAGAAGCACUUUUCAUAAGGAUGUGGUUGUGGAUUUGGUAUGUUACAGACGUAAUGGUCACAACGAAAUGGAUGAGCCUAUGUUCACUCAGCCCCUCAUGUACAAACAAAUCAGAAAACAGAAACCUGUGUUGCAGAAAUAUGCUGAGACCCUAGUGUCACAAGGAGUGGUAAAUCAGCCUGAAUAUGAGGAGGAGAUUUCCAAGUAUGAUAAGAUCUGUGAGGAGGCCUUUGCCAGAUCUAAAGAUGAGAAGAUCCUACACAUCAAGCAUUGGCUUGACUCACCCUGGCCUGGUUUUUUUACUCUAGAUGGACAGCCCAGGAGUAUGUCUUGUCCUUCAACUGGUCUAACUGAAGAGGUUCUGACACACAUAGGAAAUGUAGCCAGCUCUGUUCCUGUAGAGAAUUUUACCAUUCAUGGGGGCUUGAGACGAAUUCUAAAAACCCGUGGAGAAAUGGUAAAGAAUCGAACAGUGGACUGGGCCCUUGCUGAAUACAUGGCCUUCGGCUCACUCCUGAAAGAUGGAAUCCAUAUUCGGCUCAGUGGCCAGGAUGUUGAACGGGGAACCUUCAGCCAUCGUCACCAUGUGCUACAUGACCAGAAUGUAGACAAGAAAAUCUGCAUUCCCAUGAACCACCUUUGGCCAAACCAGGCUCCAUAUACAGUCUGCAACAGUUCUCUGUCUGAAUAUGGAGUCUUAGGCUUUGAGCUAGGCUUUGCUAUGGCAAGUCCUAAUGCCCUUGUCCUUUGGGAGGCUCAGUUUGGUGACUUCCACAACACUGCUCAGUGCAUCAUUGACCAGUUCAUUUGCCCAGGACAGGCCAAGUGGGUUCGACAGAAUGGCAUUGUGUUGCUACUCCCCCAUGGCAUGGAAGGAAUGGGUCCAGAGCAUUCAUCAGCUAGACCAGAGAGAUUUCUGCAGAUGUGCAAUGAUGAUCCAGAUGUCUUCCCUAAACUUGAUGACUUUGAUGUGCGUCAACUCUAUGACUGCAACUGGAUUGUUGUUAAUUGUUCCACUCCUGCCAACUUCUUCCAUGUCCUCCGACGACAGAUCUUGCUGCCCUUCCGGAAGCCGUUGAUCGUCUUCACUCCAAAGUCACUGCUGCGUCACCCUGAAGCCAGGUCCAACUUUGAUGACAUGCUUCCAGGUAGCAGUUUCCAGCGUGUUAUUCCAGACAAUGGUCCUGCUUCCCAGAACCCAGAGAAAACCAAGAGACUUCUUUUCUGUACCGGCAAGGUGUACUAUGACCUUACUCGAGAGCGACAAGCCAGAAACAUGGAGGCAGAUGUGGCUAUCACCAGGAUUGAGCAGCUCUCCCCGUUCCCCUUCGACCUCCUGCAGAAGGAAGUGCUGAAGUACCCUAAUGCAGAGCUGGCCUGGUGCCAGGAAGAGCAUAAAAAUCAGGGUUACUAUGACUACGUGAAGCCAAGACUUCGCACGACCAUAGACCGAGCCAAGCCUGUCUGGUAUGCUGGGCGUGACCCUGCUGCUGCCCCAGCCACAGGCAACAAGAAGACACACCUGACAGAGCUGCAGCGUCUCCUGGAUACUGCUUUCAAUCUGGACUCUUUCAAGGGCUUAUUCUAGGUCUUGGCCUCAGCUACUUGGACCCUACCUUCUGUCUGUAUAUCCAUAUCUGCCACUCACUUCUCCUCUUAACUCCAGACUAGAUCAACUAAAGUGUGGUGCCCAGCUUCUGCCCCAAAUCUCUGCUUCCUCCUUUUGUCCUGCAUAUUCCUAUCUAUGCUCCUCUCCCCUCCAAAGUUGUUCUCUUAGAAAUUGAAGUUAUCAUUUCUCUAUCAAAUAGUCUUCCUCAUUCAUCACCACCAAAUGUUCAACAGUUCAUAAUUUUAUGACUGUCUUGGCUUUCUGUGAAGGCGAAUAGCUUUGUGGAAUAGCACCUUCUGCAGAAGUAGCACUGAGGAAGGGGCUACUGUUGUCAGCACCCUUCUAAAGACCUUAACCUUACCAGGCAAAAAGCCUUUGUGUGGUGAUGUCAGA